UGACUUGGAUCAAUCGCCCUCGAAGCGAAUGUAACAAAAGUCUGGUAAAAAUCAAAGCAGCGCAGCCGUUACUCUUUAUCACAGGAGACAGGCCCCUUUAUUCAGCUUCAUCAGCGAGUCUAAGACGUAUUUCGUUAGCUGAAAUGAGGCUCAUAAGCAUUGGAGUAAAUUACCAGCCGAGCAUUACAGCACACUGCGGUGAUUUAUUCCAGCUCUAAAGCUGCAUACGUUCUGCUUCGUCAUCACUUUGACUUCUGCCUGCUUUCUGUCCACGCCACAUUACCUCCUCUCAGAGAGACAGUCCUCGAGGUAAAAUAAGGUUUUAUAUGGUGCAGAAUUUACAUUUGAUGUGAGUUUUGUGGGUUUUUCUGUCCACAGAGAUAUUUCCUUUGCGUAGAUUCACCUGACAGGGAUGCCGUGACCACCUGAAAGUUGAAGACUUUUACAAGAUCACGUCUCUCUGAAACCAUCGCCUUCACUUUGUAAUGCUCUGUCUCUCCCUAACGAACAUCUCUUUACUUAUUUUACCAUCUGUCACCCUUAUCCUUGUUUAGGGAUUUGAAUCUGCUGAGUGUGGUCUAAUCCUCAGCCCUCGUCUUAGCGAGGUAGGUGCGGUAUAACCAGAGUGGCAUUUACAGCCUUUGCGGUCCACACUCCUGUGCUUGGUGGCCUGCUGAAUUCUGGAAAGAGUACAAGCAUGGAGUAGAUGAAGAUACAAAGAGCCAGGAGCCUCCAGUUCGUUUGUACUUCUUGUUUUCAUCCCAGAGUAAUCUCCUUUGAGGUAAGACCUGUCAUCUUCGUUCUGCAACAGCCGCAGCAGGGAUUACAACGCCUCAUGUUUGACACUAUUUCCUUUAAAAUGAACAUUUAACUCAGAAAAACUUUGAUUUACAGCAUCGUGUAUUUCUAAAAUGGUUGAAACAAACCAAGCUGAGGGUGACCAGGACCAGCAGCCUUCAGAGGAAGAGCUCGAUGAAGGAGAGAAAGCCAUGCUGCUCAUCAGUAAAUACGCUGAAGCUCGGCGUGCGCUGCCCUGGGAUCAGUGGACUCUCCGAGAAAAAGUCAGCUAUUACAUGGAUCGACUCUUCCUCUUGUUCAUCGUCUUGUUCUUGCUGGUGAUAGUGGGAGAGUGUAGCUAUAAAAUCUGGUAUGUGACCAACAUGAAGAAGAUAACAGAGUUCGUGUCGGACUUAGUGCUCUCUCUGUUCGGUUGGCUCUUCACCGCGGACAGACAGGAGGAGCUGGCUGAACUAUAAACUGCACAUAGAUGGUUUAUUUUUUAACACUAUUGUUUCAUGUGUUUCUUCAAAUGUCCAUUACAGAAGUUAUUGUCUAACUGAUCAGAUAUGCCAAUACGUUUAUAUGCAAAUGAUGUACGAACAAACAAUAUGUUUGCUAUUGACUUAAAGGAAAUAAACAAUGCUUGAAAUCAC
Xyrichtys novacula (pearly razorfish) is the source of this 1433-nucleotide messenger RNA. The record is from the annotation of a GenBank genome assembly. Lineage: Eukaryota; Metazoa; Chordata; Actinopteri; Labriformes; Labridae.